Messenger RNA from Hibiscus syriacus, 1275 nucleotides. Its product is annotated as 8-hydroxygeraniol oxidoreductase-like. Gene Ontology annotation, cellular component: cytosol. The coding region runs from base 95 to 1222 and encodes 375 amino acids. The record is from RefSeq and is a predicted model, not a curated record. Gene Ontology annotation, molecular function: S-(hydroxymethyl)glutathione dehydrogenase [NAD(P)+] activity; zinc ion binding. Gene Ontology annotation, biological process: formaldehyde catabolic process. Lineage: Eukaryota; Viridiplantae; Streptophyta; Magnoliopsida; Malvales; Malvaceae. The transcript has 7 exons.
AGAAUCAGCAAGAAACCUUUUAUUUGGAUAAGCCGCUCUUCUGAAGCGACUAUUCAAUUUCUAAGCUUAAAAUCAGCAAAGCCAUUGCCUAGCAAUGACCGACGGCAGCUCCCAAGUCAUAACUUGCAAAGCAAUAGUAUGUUGGGCAGAAGGGGAGACAUUGAAGGUGGAAGAUAUACAAGUAGAACCACCAAAGUCAUAUGAAGUUCGAGUUAAAAUGUUAUGUGCCAGUGUUUGUCACACCGACAUAUUGUCCGCCAAAGGAUUGCCGACACCUAUUUUCCCACGAGUCCUGGGCCACGAAGGUGUCGGGGUGGUGGAGAGCAUUGGUGAGGGAGUUAAUGGGCUAAAACAAGGAGAUAUUGUGAUUCCAACCUUUGUUUCAGAGUGUCAAACAUGUGAAAAUUGCACAUCCGGGCAGACCAAUUUAUGCUUGAAAUACACAUUGCUUUGGGAUAGCCGACAGUUGGAUGGCAAUUCAAGAAUGUCCAUCAAAGGCCAAAGCUUGUUCCACCGAUUUGGAUGUGCCACUUGGUCUGAAUAUAUGGUUAUAAAUGCCAAUUACGUUGUUAAGGUUGAUCCAUGCAUACCUCUUUCAGAUGCAAGCUUCCUUUCAUGUGGAUAUUCAACUGGAUUUGGAGCUGCUUGGAAAGAGGCUAAGGUUAAGGAGGGCUCAUCCGUAGCCGUUUUCGGUCUUGGAACUGUCGGAUUAGGGGUAGUUGAGGGAGCUAGAAUUCAAGGUGCAAGUAAAAUAAUCGGCAUAGACAAGAACCCGAGAAAAAAAGAAAAGGGACUAGUUUUUGGAAUGACGGAUUUUAUAAACCCUUACGAUUCUGAAAAGUCCAUCAGCGAAUCAGUUCGAGAACUAACCGGUGGAACGGGCGUGGAUUAUAGCUUCGAGUGCACUGGGGUUGGACCCUUGCUUAAUGAAGCCAUUGAAUCCACAAAACUGGGAAAAGGAAUCACCAUUAUGAUGGGUUCAGGAGGUAAAUCAAGCAUGCAGAUAAAUUUCCUUCCCAUGAUUUGUGGAAGAACUCUGAAGGGAAGUGUUUUUGGAGGCCUAAAACCCAUAUCUGACCUUCCUAUUCUACUUGAAAAAUGUAGAAAUAAGGAAAUCCAUCUUGAUGAACUCUUGACACAUGAAGUUGAGCUAGAAGAUAUAAACAAAGCAUUUGAGCUGCUGAAGGAGCCAGAUUGUGUGAAGGUUCUGGUCAAGAUUUGAUUGAUCUAAGCAAUAAGAAUGCGUUUGUCUUCUCUCCCUUUUAAAUACCCUAA